This is a messenger RNA of Loa loa (African eye worm), 1750 nucleotides long. Its product is annotated as sugar transporter. Gene Ontology annotation, cellular component: membrane. Lineage: Eukaryota; Metazoa; Nematoda; Chromadorea; Rhabditida; Onchocercidae. Gene Ontology annotation, molecular function: myo-inositol:proton symporter activity. The transcript is spliced from 13 exons. Gene Ontology annotation, biological process: transmembrane transport. The record is from RefSeq and is a predicted model, not a curated record. Bases 1 to 1671 code for a protein of 556 amino acids.
AUGGCCGCAAUAGGCGGCUUAUUAUUUGGCUAUGAUACUGGUAUUGUUUCCGGCAUAAUGCUAUAUUUGCCACAUAAUAAAUAUAUGGAUGGUUUAUCAACUGUUUGGCAGGAGGUUAUAAUCAGUAUAACAUCCGGGAUGGCAGGUAUUGCUGCUCUAACCGCAGGUAAAAGUAGCGAUAAAUUCGGUCGUCGAAAAGUGAUAGUAUCGGCUACUAUAUUCUUCAUCGCUGGCGCUAUUAUAUGUGGUGUUGCAUUCGACCGUUGGACAUUACUUAUUGGGCGUAUAUUGCUGGGAAUUGCUAUUGGAUUUGCAUCCAUGGUUGUACCCGUGUAUAUAAGUGAAGGAGCACCCGCAAGAGUACGUGGGAAAUUGGUAACAAUUUAUCAGUUCAUGGUAGCAUUCGGAUUUACAGUUGCCAAUGCUGUAGCGGCAUGGUUUGCUCAUUAUGAUCCAGUCAAUAUUGGUUGGCGCUUGAUGUUCGCAUUUGCUGCAGUACCGGCCUUAGUGCAACUAGUUGGCUUUCUCUUCCUGCCAGAAACACCGCGUUAUCUAAUCAGUCAUGGGCAUGAGAAAGAAGCACAGGAAGUGUUACAUCGAUUAUAUGGUAAUGAUAAGGAAUGGAUUGCUUAUGAGAUGGGUGAAGUAACACGUGAAAUGCAACGUGAAGCAAUGUUUCGUCAGAAAAACGGGGAUGAAUUCGUCCUAUGUAGGGUGCUAAGAACGACGCAUGUGCGGAAAGCUCUGAUGCUCGGCUGUGCUUUGCAAAUGUUUCAACAGCUCGCUGGAAUUAAUACUAUUUUAUAUUACACCAGCACCAUCAUUCGCUCUGCUGGCGUGCACGAUAAAAUCACUACAAUUUGGAUUUCAUGUGGUAUUUCAACUGUACAAGCAGUAGGGACAAUACUGCCACUGAACUUGAUCGAGCGACUUGGAAGGCGUACUCUUGUACUGUCCUCUCUGAUCGGUGUUGUUGUUACACUGUGUAUGAUGGGUGGUGCAUUUAUCCUUAUCAAUUAUGAUUCCACAAAAAUUGAUUCUGCGCAGGCCUAUAUCGGUAUAGAUAUGAAUUCUGUCAACACCAAUAAGGAACUACUAGAGCUAUGCGCUAGCUUCAGGAAUUGCGAUGACUGCGUGACAUCAGAGUAUUGUGGAUAUUGUGGUUUAACGGAAGACUCCUCAUCAUCAUCAACAAGUUUUGGGCAGUGUCUACCUGUUAAUUUACAAAAUACUCAAUAUUCACUUUAUGGAUACUGUAAGGAUGGUAUGAACAAUGCAACUGAUUACAUAUUUACUGAUACUUCUUGUAAAACCCGAUUUACGGCACUACCAAUAGUAAUUAUGGUACUCUAUAUAUCUGUUUAUUCGUUUGGUAUGGGUCCAAUCCCAUGGGUUUUCAAUGCUGAGGUUUAUCCAAUCUGGGCGAGAGGCACAUGCGUUGCUUUAUCCACAUUUACAAAUUGGACUUUCAAUCUUUUGAUGUCGUUAACAUACCUCAGCUUAAGUCAAGCUAUCACCAAAUAUGGUGCGUUCUUUUUGUAUGGCGGCAUUUCAUUCACUGGUUUCAUCAUCUUCUACUUUUUUGCACCGGAAACCCGCGGAAAACGCAUUGAAGAGAUCGAGCAACUAUUCAUGAAUGAAAAAAGGAAAAUAACACCUGAAUGUAAUUAACAACACAAAACAGUCAUGUCUAAUUCUACAAUCUAAUUCUUUUUUCUUCGAUGUAAACGAUGAAUAAACAGAGUACGUG